CCUAUUUACGUUCUCUCAUCUCCAGUUAUCUAUUUUGUAGUUUUUUCUUGUUUUCCUCCAGUUUUUGUUUCUUUUGUUUAUUAAAACCAACAUGAGUAUAAUAGUUAAAGCCUCGUUUUCGCAGAUAACACUUAGUGCAGGACACACCUUAGAGUCCGGCUCGAGAACCAGGAUAGGUUCGAGUGUUGUGAUUUCUAACGAAGCUUUAUUAAGUAAAAGGAAUGAUGGCUCUUUAGCUGCAAGGACUGUUACCAAACAAGGGCACAAAAAAGGAGCAGCCAAGGUGGUCAAAAAUUCAGUAGCUCCUGAUAAGGAAAAACCACCAAAAGUUUCAAGAAGUUCCCAGAAAAAGGUGGAAUCGCAAGCUGUCUCAAAGGCAAUCUUUAGGGCUGAGAAAUCAAGGGAAAGUUCUAAGGACGGAUCACGGAGAUCGAGUCAGAAGUUCAAUUUCCGUGAUCGCUCCUCCAGGAGUUUCCUUUCCGAUUCCCCGGUGGAUCGUGAGAGUUUGAAAACAUUGGCCUCGGACAUAUCCAUUUCAUCCAGAUUAUCAACGCGCAAACGCAAAAGCAGUACUAAUAAAAGUAAGUCCUCAAUAACUUUGACUGGCUUUUGGGGUCCCCAAAGAGUACAUCUCUUAAAGACUGAGAGGCCAAAGGAAGCAGAUGAAGUGAAGACAGAAAACGGAGGUGUGGAACAAGCGCAGGUGGAAUUCGCCGAAUCGUCGGAUUCCAAUUCGCUAGAGCUAAAUGCAAUUCCAGAUUGGGAUUCAAUGAAGGGCCUUACUAGCCUUCUAUCGGGUUCUGAAACCGAAACAGAGUCUACCACCGAAGUGGAGUACGUUCUUGAAGAACAGGAAGAUGACAAACCAGCUGAGAGAUUUCACUUUCUAAAAGUAUUUGGUAGUCUACCCGAUAUAAACCAGCUGUCGGCUACUAAUAGUGCUGAGGUUAUAGAAGUACCCAAUGUGGAGGCGAGAUUCGUGUCGGCCGUGGACGAAGUAUCCUACAGAUCAAGUGAGUCGGAUAGGGCAUCCGAUCUGCAAGUGGAAAAGGAGUACACUGAAAAUCUGGAACUGAAAACCAGUAUUUCUGGCAUCAGUCUCGAAGACCAGACCUGUAGCGAUGAGGAAGUCGAGUGCGAAAUAGUGCCGGAAAAGCCAGUGGAUGAGGAUAUAAGUGAAUAUUUACUGACCAUCCGGCCGAGGCUAACGGCCUUCGAUGAGUCCACAUCGUCAAGUGAAGAAGUCAUUUCGGCCAACAAGGAGGUCGUCAAAUUAUUUCUCAUUGGCUUAAUAAACGAAACUGUGCAGUUUGCUGAGAGAACUGCAGUUCGGCUGGGGCGACUGCUCGACAAGGAGAAAAUGCUCAAGGAACUGCGAGGCUUGGUCAUCGACUACCAAUCCGAAUCGCAAAGAAAUCAGCUUCUCGAAAAGGUCACAACGGACUAUUUCGUGCGGCGCAAGGAGUUCUCCUUCGUCAUCGAGCCCAAGCAAAUCGAAACGAUCAAUCGCGAACGCCUAAUGGGUGCCCUGGUGGAACUAGAUAAUCGAUUGGAGCAAAUGCAGAAGACCGAGCAGCUAUGUCAAAAGCAAAUUCAGGACUUAACCGAGGAAAUGGAGGUAUCCCGCAACCUGGUUGCCGAGCAAACCGCCCAAUUCGAAUCGAAAGUCAGGGAGACCCUUUGCAAAGAGGGCAAUGAUCACAUCAUGCAGGUCAUUGAUGAUCUCUUCCGAGAAAUGAACGUGGUUCGCGACGAAAUGUCUCAAAUGCGAGAGGACUUGAUCUUCAUCCAGCAGCGAUUGCAGACCUUAAAAAAUAAAUCGGAGCAAUUGGAAAAUCUUGGUGAUGGCCUGCGUGUUCUUGAAUAUAUUUCGGAUCAGAGCAGCAACAACGUGCUGGAACAAAAGGUGAAAGAGAGGGAGCUGGAGCUGUAUAACUUGCGGGAACGCAAAGUUCAUGCCAUCCAUGCGAUGGCCCACCUGAUGAAUAAAAAGAAAAUGAACGCGGAGCUUUUGCAUAAAAUGAAGUCCAAGCUAAAAGUGCAGGAGAAGCUGAAGAGGGACCUCCGGGACCGCCUGCACAAGGGAAUGGUUCUGCACGAGCAGCUCAAGAAGCGGGCUUCAAAGCUGAAGAAGACCGGCUGUCUGAUGCAAUAUCCGGAUUUGCUGCGGGACUACGAUGCCACAGUGGAGCACCUGCAGACCAAGCGAGUGGUGGUCAGGAAGCUCCGCAUAGAACACAAGCGCCUGGAGCGGAGGAUCUCAGAGGUGGAUGCCCACAUCGACCAUUUGACUUUGUCGCUCAGGAAAAAACUAAGCUAUGUGUCCGGCUCAUUAAGGCUAAGCAGCCGAAAAAUUAGCAGAACACAAAAAUAAGAAUUCCGAUAAGAAAUGUUUUCAGAAGCCAAUUUUUGGGGGCAAUAGUUUAAUUUAAAU
Messenger RNA from Drosophila biarmipes, 2434 nucleotides. Its product is annotated as putative leucine-rich repeat-containing protein DDB_G0290503. The coding region runs from base 92 to 2374 and encodes 760 amino acids. The transcript is spliced from 3 exons. NCBI's taxonomy places the organism in Eukaryota, Metazoa, Arthropoda, Insecta, Diptera, Drosophilidae. The record is from RefSeq and is a predicted model, not a curated record.